This is a messenger RNA of Solea senegalensis (Senegalese sole), 1774 nucleotides long. Its product is annotated as serine protease HTRA2, mitochondrial-like. NCBI's taxonomy places the organism in Eukaryota, Metazoa, Chordata, Actinopteri, Pleuronectiformes, Soleidae. Gene Ontology annotation, cellular component: mitochondrion. The transcript is spliced from 8 exons. Bases 262 to 1599 code for a protein of 445 amino acids. Gene Ontology annotation, biological process: proteolysis; programmed cell death; positive regulation of apoptotic process. The record is from RefSeq and is a predicted model, not a curated record. Gene Ontology annotation, molecular function: serine-type endopeptidase activity; protein binding.
AAGAAGAAGGAGGAGGAGAAGAAACUGCGCAUGUCUGUAACUGGUUCCUUGGUUUGUUAUUGACUAGCUUCUUGGUUAUAGUAGAUGACAGAGGGGUUAAACAAGUGUAUCUACAAUUGUUUGUGUGUGUUUUAUGUUAAAGUCAGCGUUUUUGUGACAUGUGUAAGUGUGUUUGUGUGUGAAGUGUAAAGUUUUGUCGGGCUGCCUGGAAACUCCUGAGCCGCUGACUCAGACUCAAAGAAGAGGAAGAACUGAUGCAACAUGGCAGCAGCUGCUGUCAAUAGAUGUCUUCUCUCCGCGCUGAGGACAAACAGUCGCCGUCAAAGUCGUGGUCUUUACUCUGCGGCGGAGAGGACAGUCAGCCGGGGGUCGUCUGCUGCUCCGUGUGACCACAGCGGAGUGGAAGCGGACAGCAGCCUGGAGACGGGAGCUCCAGGCGGGCACAGGAGCAGCAGCGGUGGCGGCAGCGGGUCUCCCCUGCUCGUCUCCGUGUCUGCGGCUCUGGGACUCUGUGGUGCGGCGCUUCUUCUGGACACACGUCACAAAGACGAAAAACAAAGCGACAGAAGAGUGUCAUUAACUGGACGGUUUCUUGAGCGCGUCCUGCCCUCGGCUCACUGCGCCACCCCAUUUCAACCCGACAGUCCCCGGUAUAAGUACAACUUCAUAGCGGAUGUGGUGGAGAAGUCCACACCGGCUGUCGUGUACAUAGAGAUCUUAGGAAGACACCCGUUUUCAGGUAGAGAAGUCCCAGUGUCCAAUGGCUCUGGUUUCAUUAUCAGCAGUGACGGUCUCAUCGUCACGAACGCCCAUGUCGUGGCCAACAAGAGAGGCGUUCGCGUGAAGCUCAACAACGGAGCGACGUACAGCGCCUCCGUGCUGGACGUCGAUCCGGUGGCCGACAUCGCCACCAUCAAAAUCACUGCAAACAAUCCUUUACCGACGCUCGCCCUCGGUAAAUCGUCUGACAUCCGGCAGGGAGAGUUUGUGGUCGCCAUGGGAAGCCCCUUUGCGCUGCGUAACACCAUCACGUCCGGAAUCAUCAGCUCGGUGCAGAGAGGCAGUAAAGAGCUGGGCCUGUCCAACUCCAACAUGGACUACAUACAGACGGACGCAGCCAUUGACUUUGGAAAUUCUGGAGGUCCCUUAAUAAACUUGGACGGCGAAGUCAUCGGCAUAAACACCAUGAAGGUCACCGCAGGGAUCUCCUUUGCUAUUCCAUCGGACCGACUGAGAGUGUUUCUCGACAAAGCGUCGAAAAAAAAGAGUGCCUGGUUCGGCAGGUCGGAGACAAAGCAGCGAUACAUCGGUGUCAUGAUGCUGACACUGACGCCGAGCAUCAUUGGCCAGCUAAAGUUAAGGGACCCGUCGUUCCCCGAUGUCACACAUGGCAUCCUGAUUCACAGAGUCAUCAUGGGCUCGCCGGCCAACCGAGCUGGAAUGUUACCCGGAGAUGUUGUGGUGGAGAUUAACGGGGUGGAGGUGAACACUUCAGAGGAAAUCUACCAGGCUGUUAACAGCAGUGAAAAAAUCACCAUGGUGGUGCAGCGAGGGAAAGAGUCGAUUCGGCUGCAAAUGACUCCCGAGUACACGGAGUGACACAAAUAUUUUGGAACCAGUUCUUCCGAUUGGAAGAAAAAGUAUAAUUUGUGACCAGGUGCAAGAAUUGUGUCCCACUGUGCUUUAAACCUUUGUAAAAUAUGUCAUUACUGCAAAGGAAAAACCUGCUGUGAAUUCAUUAUUACCUUAAUUAAAAAAAAAGGUGUUUCUGCAA